AUUUCCUCCCCUUGAUCAAGCUGGGGUGGAUCUCCUGGUUAUCUUUGUUCUCAGCGCGUUGUUACGCGCCAUAGGCCGCCGACACUCCAACCAAUACACCCUCGGUUUCAUGUCUUGACUCUGACGGUUUUGAUAUUCGAAAAAUCGUGCUUCGUUGACAAUAUGAGACGAUAUGGAUGCUUCGUCAGACGACUUUCCUAAUACUGCCUUAUCUUUAUAUCAAGAGGGAUAGAUGCCUUGGGAUAUUCGGAAGAAGGUUAGACGACUUCUUCCAAGCUUGUCAUGUCGCAAGGAUCACUAUCUACUGCACCUCCCACAUCUUCUACGAUGGAGAAACGCUCUAGUUUCGAACGAAUAAGUGGCGACGUCGUUGGAAACAGCAAGUCAGACCUCGGCAUCUCACCGAAAUCGGAACAGCCGCAGGCUCUGGAAGAUGAAGUAAUAGUAGUAUCCCAAGAGGAGCUGCGUAAAAUUCAUCGAAAGAUAGAUAAACGAAUUCUACCUUGGCUCUGUAUAACUUACCUUGUCAUGCGUAUCGACGUGAAUAAUAUAUCCAACGCCGCCAUCCUGAAUGAAGAACAGGGUGACGAUAUCAAAACUCAGCUCAAGUUGACGGCGCAGAAUUGGGCUUGGGCCAUUGCGUGUUUCUAUUAUCCGUAUGGAUUUUUAGAGCCGAUCUCUACUAUGUUUAUCAAAAGCACGACGCCAAGCUUUUGGAUUGGACGAAUCAUGGUUACCUGGGGGAUCAUCGUCUGUUGCAUCGCCGCUGUGCAGAACUAUGCUGGCUUGAUAUCGACUAGGGUUUUGCUCGGUGCUGCCGAAGCAGGAUACUAUCCUGGCGUUAUAUACUAUCUCGCAUUUUGGUUCAAACCAGAGGAACUUGCAUUGCGAGUAGCUGUAUUCUAUUCGUUUGGUCAAGUCAGCGGCUUCGUCGGAGGAUUCCUCGCGUUCGCGGUAUCUUUUGCCAAUGGGGUACUACCUGGCUGGAGGUGGCUUUUUAUCAUCGAGGGCAUUCCAGCAAUCCUAAUGGGCAUCACCACGUUCUUCAUCCUUCCGGACUUCCCCCAGACAGCGAAAUUUCUACACCAUCGCGAACGGGAUGUGAUCAUUCAAAGACUCUCAAAUGGCGCCCCUUCAAAGAUGGCUAAGACGUGGGAUAAAGACCAAGUUCUUCGAUUAUUAGCGGAUCCGACGUUUUGGACUUUUUCUGCGACGUGGUUUUGUCAUGCGAUUGGAGGAUUUGGUUUGUCCUAUGUCUUGCCCACGGUUAUAUACGAUCUUGGCUUCACCACAACGGCACUGAGCAACGUACUUUCCAUGCCACCUUCGCUUGCUACGUUUGUUCUGUUGAACGUACUAGGGUGGUUGGUUCAAAUGAGAAAAUGGAAUCCGUACUGGGUUGCUAUGGGACUGGAAAUUGUGAACAUCAUCUGUUACGUUCUACUUCUAACAGUCGACGUCGUCGUUGUCCGGUAUCUCGCUCUACUCGUCUCAACAGCAACAGCUGGCUCUGUGUACCCGAUUUUAUGGCCCAACCGAGUCAAAGCAGCUCAUGGGACUACCGCAGCUGGAAUCGCGAUCGGUAUAACGAAUGCUGUCGCGCAGUUUUCUGGCAUUCUUGGACCACAAGUGUUUUUAUCCGUAUAUGGCCCAACAUACAGAGUCUCGUUCCUAAUUUGUGUUGGACUUUUGGCCGGUGCGGUGGUUUUCAUUGCGAUGUCAGGCGCUUUACUUGGAGAAUUGGGACUGGAUAAAUUCGAAUUUUGGAGAACAGAGAAUACUCAGAUGGAGGGUAGUGAACCGGAUAUGAUGGACAAGGACAAUUCGUUAUAUUCGAGUUGA
This is a messenger RNA of Lentinula edodes (shiitake mushroom), 1842 nucleotides long. RefSeq names its product high-affinity nicotinic acid transporter. Gene Ontology annotation, molecular function: transmembrane transporter activity. The coding region runs from base 283 to 1842 and encodes 519 amino acids. The record is from RefSeq and is a predicted model, not a curated record. Lineage: Eukaryota; Fungi; Basidiomycota; Agaricomycetes; Agaricales; Omphalotaceae. Gene Ontology annotation, biological process: transmembrane transport. The transcript is spliced from 9 exons. Gene Ontology annotation, cellular component: membrane.